Messenger RNA from Racocetra fulgida, 2349 nucleotides. The record is from the annotation of a GenBank genome assembly. Lineage: Eukaryota; Fungi; Glomeromycota; Glomeromycetes; Diversisporales; Gigasporaceae.
AUGAGCAACAAACAUCCGUAUAAUACUCGGAUGACGUCUCAAUCCGGUUCUAAGAUGAUGAAUGUACCUGUCUCAACACAUGAAAUGAUAUCAGUAGCACGAAAAGAAGAUAUUCCCUCCAACAAACAUAAUUUUGCUCAAAUUCCUUCUCGUUCACAGGGAAUGUCAUCAGAGUCAUUACGCAUGAACUCAAAAAUUAAAAAUACUUCCCGUACGAAAGGAAAACAAUCUACGAAUCAGUCAGGUCCUGUACAACCCAUUGAUUUUUCAACUAUAAGAACAACAUACCCUUAUCAAGAUGAAGUUAAAUCUAAGCGAUUGUAUAAUCUUCCUGAGGGCAAGACAUUUUAUCCCACAUGGACAGAAUUUCAAGACCCAUAUGAAUACAUUGCUAGUAUAACUAAAGAGGGAUCACGCUACGUUAACACUAUGGAAGGUGAAACUAGAGCCAAAUUAAAUUACAUCGAACAAUUACAGUUGUUUCACGCACAGCAGGGACGCCCGUUCUCAAGAUUACCCCAGUUAGAUAAAGCACCUAUAGAUUUACACAAGCUUGCCAGAGCUGUAGCUGAUCGUGGUGGUCCUCACGAGAAUAAACAAUGGGCUGAAGUUGCCCGUGAGAUCAAAGAAGGUGGAUACUCGCAAACUUGUACUUCAGCAUCUAAAACUAUAAAAGAACGAUAUUUCGAUUUCAUUGAUCCAUACGAAAAGUAUAUAGCUGAGGCGAAACGAGAGUGCAAAUUAGGCAAACUCGACAUUAAAGUUGAUCUUACAAAACCUGAUGACGUAUGUGGAAAAUGUGGAAAAUUGACAGAAGGCAAUGAAGAUGUAUUACACUGUGAUGGAGAUUGUGAAAAACCAUAUCAUAUAGAUUGCCUUAAUAUUAAAAAAGAGCAUCUUAACCCCGAUGCACAAUGGCAUUGCCCAAUGUGCCUUUUUUUAACUGGUACUGAUUACGGCUUCGAACCUGGUAAUGGGUUCACUCUGAGGGAUUUGCAACAAACUGCUGAUGCCUUUCGACAACGUCAUCUUAAAAAUCAUCCCGUACCGCCUGAGGCAUCAAUGGAGGAUCAUAUUGAAUCCGAAUUUUGGCGACUUGCACAUUCGAUGGAUGAUAAUACAGAAGUCUUUUAUGGUGCAGAUAUAAAUUCAACAGAUUAUGGCAGUGAACGUGACCGAGAUGAUCCAUACAGUAAAGAUCCUUGGAAUCUUCGAAAUCUUCCUAGAUUAACUGGUUCACUGCUUCAUGACAUUACUCCAGCCAUCCCUGGGAUGAUGUUACCUUGGGUAUAUCUCUUGCCAGAACUAUUUCAGCACCAACCAGACCUAUUGACACAAUUGACCACUAUUCUAAAUCCAGAAAAGCUGGUUCAGGAAGGAGUUGAAGUUUUUGCUAUUGAUCAACAACUGGAACUUCGAACUGAAGUAAUUCAAAAAUUGUCCUUACCCACGGCGGUACACGACAUUACCGAGCCAAAAGACUCCGAAAUGGUGUACUAUGCACAAGGAAUGUGCAAUUGUGGAGAAGAAAAUGAAAAGAAAUAUUGUUUCUUCAUUCAAGUACGUAUAAGAGAUUUUCACCUGAAAAGUCUAAUGGACACUAUGGAAUAUACGGCCCAACAAGCAGAGCGGGAUAUUGAAUAUAUUUCCACAUAUCUUGAAGAAUCGGCAACAUUAUCAGUCAAAGUGUUGGAAGACAUAUACAUAAGAGUUAAAGAAUGUGGAUAUGAUUUUGAAUUAAGUGAAUUGGGCCAUUUUAUUGAACAAUCACAAAUCUGGUUUAUACGAUUAAUUGAGUUGUGUUUUGAAGUUGCCCAAAAUAUUUGGCCUUCUUCUUACCGUAAUACGGCUAUUAAUAUUUUUGAUAUUGGCGACUUUCUUGGAAAGUGGGAAAAAAGGGCUAGGAGCUGCCUCUCUACAACCGAUCUACCUCCCCUCAAUCAAAAACAUUACUGUUUUUGCCGACGACCAGAUAAUUUUAAGACCAUGAUAGAAUGUGAUAAAUGUCAUGAAUGGUACCACUGUGAAUGCAUUGGCAUGAGUGAUGAAGAAGCAAAUUCUCUUGAUACAUGGACAUGUUCUAUGUGUCAUUAUGAUAAAAACCAUCUUUCAAAAAAGAUACGAAAAAACGUGAACGAAUUUGAAAAACUUUUAAAGGCUGCUACAGUAUUUCCGUUUUCACCAAGACAUUCAGAGCAAUUCGUCAAGAUAAUUCAAAUCGUCAAAUCACUUUUAGGACCCGACCUGUUUCACAUUCGACGCGCGAUUGGUCUUGGUUUGGCCAUCCCUAUAGAUGGAAUAGAAAUGAAGAUGGGCAUUGAUACAGAUGUAAUUAUGACGGAUAGCUAA